This is a messenger RNA of Impatiens glandulifera, 2077 nucleotides long. Its product is annotated as pentatricopeptide repeat-containing protein PNM1, mitochondrial. The coding region runs from base 181 to 1791 and encodes 536 amino acids. The record is from RefSeq and is a predicted model, not a curated record. Gene Ontology annotation, molecular function: protein binding. Lineage: Eukaryota; Viridiplantae; Streptophyta; Magnoliopsida; Ericales; Balsaminaceae. The transcript has 2 exons.
CACGGCUCUUCAGACCUAAUCAUCUUCUUCUUCUUUCCAUUCCCAACCGUUGUUCUUCAUUUCUUCAUACAAUAGCUCUAAUCGGAACUCGGAAGCACUGAUCAGUCUCCGUUCAGAGGAGUUUAUUAUUUUGGGCAGCCCAAACCUCAAAGGGCCGGGACUGCCCUUAGGUCAACAGAAAUGCCACCGCCAGUGAAGUCUCAGCAGCUACGAGCCCUCUUUCUUCGCCGUGUCUCCUCUUCAUAUCGAUCUUCGGAUCACCCCUAUAGGCUCCUACCUUUACUUCAACAUUCUCCUUCUAGUCGCUUUCUCCUGUCACCAGCCCAACAACCCCAUGUUCACUUCUUCUGCACCGGUUACUCUCUAGCUUCAUCCUCUCGGUUUCCAAGCUUCAGGCUAUUCUCUUCUGAUGCCAUUUCUGACCCAAUUGACAGCGAAGAGGAGAUCGCGAAGUCUAUCUCCUCCGAGCUUAUCAAGGAUCCAGAAUCCGAUUCCCUCUCAUUAAACCAACGCCUCGAUCUCAAUUUCUCGCAUAUUACUCUGACUCCUUCUCUUAUUCUGAGAACCCUCAACGUUUCCCCGGAAGCGGGUCGCUCAGUCCUCGAAUUCCACAAAUGGGUCUUUUCAAGACCGAAUUUUAAGCCCACCGACGAGAUGUUAUCGUACUUUGUCAAUUACCUUGGCCGCCGUAAAGAUUUCAAGGCAGUGUAUGAUUUUCUUGUUGAGGGUCGCGGAGUUGUGGGCGAUAAAUCCCUAGAAGCUUCUCUAGAUCGUCUUGUCAGGGCAGGAAGACCGACUCAGGCUGUAUCUUUCUUCGAGAAGAUGGAAAAAGAAUAUGGCUUCCCUAGAAAUCGCGAGUCUCUGAACUUGAUCGUUUCUAAACUAUGUGAAUUUGGUUUUGCUAGCUACGCCGAGAAAUUGGUGAAGAGUUUGGCGAACGAGAUUUUCCCAGAUGAAUAUAUAUGUGAUACUUUAAUCAAAGGAUGGUCUGUGGACGGGAAACUGGAAGAAGCCAAGAGAUUGACUGAAGAGAUGACCCGUGGAGGAUUUGAAAUUGGUCCCGGGGCUUAUAAUGCAAUUCUGGAUUGUGUUUGCAAGUUGUGUAGGAAGAAGGACCCAUUACGUCUCCAUUCAGAAGCAGAGAAGAUCUUGAUCGAAAUGGAUGUUGCUGGUAUUCCUAGAAAUACAGAAACAUUCAAUGUGUUGAUCACUAAUUUAUGUAAAAUCAGAAAAACUGGGGACAGUUUGGAUUUGUUUCAUAGAAUGGGCGAAUGGGGAUGUCAUCCGAACGAGACUACCUUUCUUGUUCUUAUCAGGAGUUUGUAUCAGGCAGCGAGGAUCGGUGAAGGAGAUGAAAUGAUUGAUCGAAUGAAAUCUGCAGGAUUCGGUAACGCUCUUGACAAGAAGGCUUAUUAUGGAUUUGUGAAGAUUCUGUGUGGUAUUGAGAGGAUUGAACAUGCAUUGACGAUAUUUGGUAAAAUGAAGGAUGACGGUUGUGUUCCUGGGAUCAAGACUUAUGAAUUGUUAAUUAAAAAGUUUGCUACUCAUGAUAUGGUUGAAAAGGCAAAUGCUCUAUUUAAGGAAGCAGCAAAUUUAGGGCUUCCUGUUGAGUCAAAUGCGUAUAAGCUGGAUCCUCGGUUUGUGAAGGAGAAGAAGCCUAGAGCAUUGAAAAAGGAGAAGAAACGUGAGACAUUGCCAGAAAAGAUGGCUCGGAAGAGGAGUCGUCUUAAGAAAAUCAGGUUGAGUUACGUGAAGAAGCCGAAGAAGGGCGCUAAGCAAAGGGCAUAUUAAGGUAAGGUAUUUUUACUUUGUUAACUGUCAUUGAGUUCUCUCUAAUUUGGUCUUUCCUGGAUUCAUAUUUCCCAUUUUAGAUGGAAUCUUGAGAGCAAAGCUGCUUCUUGCUUAUGUUGUUGAUUGAUUGAUUCUACAAAUGGAUUAGAUUUCAAAUGAUUUGGAUUUGCAUCAGCAUUUUGUAGGCACUUUUCAAUAAUAAACUGCAUUAGAAUUUAGAACCACUCAACUUCUUAAGAUAUGAAACUUUCAUCGAGAGCUUGUUUAUUUAAUAUGGAAUAUUUCU